GGGCCUACCUAUAAGUUAUUAUUCUAUAAUGGUGCUACAUUAUAUAGGCUAUUUCCAAUAUCUAUUAUACAUACACCAGAUAUAUAUAUACUUAACUGUAGCCUACCCUUAAUUAAACUAUUUUGAUUACUGAUAAUUCAUUUAGCUGCUCUUUGGUAUAUGGGCCGCGGAAUCUAGCACCCACAUAUAAUACAUCGAUAGAGGAUAUCAAGACGAGUUUAACCUUUCCAAGGUAUCAACUCUUGAUUUAGCCUACUUGGUUGAAAGCCAAUCUGACUCCUGGACAAUAAUCCAUGUUCAUUGAAAUGGCUAAGGAGUGUAUUGCGGAUAAUCCCAGACCCUCAGAUACUGAAGAAAGUGACAUUUGAUUUGAUAAUUGGCUCUUGAAAAAUCAAUCAAAUAUGAGGAUGAACUAUCUGGUAUCAGCUUUUGCGUCAGCUCUUUUUCUCCAAUUCAUCUGCGGUUAUAAUUGUGAUGAUAUGAACAAAGCCAUAUUCAUCUCAUUGGAUAGUGAAAGAUGGACUGUCAGUAAUAGUUCGAGCUCAGUCAAACUCAAUGCAAUUGUGCCUGGAGGAAUAUAUACAGAUUUGAAAAAUGCAUAUAUUUUGAAGGAAAACUUUUUCUACAAGAACAAUGACAUCGAGUACAGAUGGGUGGGAAGAGAGGAUUGGUCUUACGUCACUUCUUUUCAAGUUGGACAUGAUGUCAUGCAGAAAAAUUCUGUUUGGAUUGUGUUUCAUGGUUUGGAUACAAUUGCGGAAAUAUUUCUCAAUAAUUUCAGCCUCGGUAAAGCCAAUAACAUGUUUGUUCGUUAUCGUUUCGAUGUCAAAAAUCAUCUGAAGACUGGUGACAACACUCUGGAGGUGAAAUUCGCGUCACCAAUUCGAGCCGCUCUGGACUUGAGCUCCCAUUCCAACUACUCGAUUCCGCCCGAAUGUCCCGAUGCUGUGCAGAGUGGUGAAUGUCACAUUAACUUCUUGAGGAAAAUGCAAGCGUCGUUCUCAUGGGACUGGGGUCCCGCUUUUCCAUCCGUUGGAAUAUGGAAAAGUGUGGAAGUGGAAGCCUUCAAUUCGGCGUUGAUCAGAUCGACAAGUAUAUCGACUACAAACACGAGCAGUGGCUGGGUGGUUUCGGGUAGGGUGCAUUUAGACGGCGCACCCGGGGCAGACAUGAGGGGCACGGCUGAUGUCAGCCUGUCUGGGCUCACCCCAUCCGUCAGCUCACACGUUCCCGUUCAUGUUGUGUUUGACGCCAAUGGUUAUGCGUUCUUCGAUUUCAAUCCUCUACACGUUCAACGGGAUUUAGUGAAGCUAUGGUGGCCGAAUGGUUAUGGUGAUCAGAAUCUGUAUCUACUGAAUGUCACUCUCAAUGCUAAUAAUGAGGCCAACUCCAUGCUUACACGGUUCGGGUUUAGAACAGCCCGACUCGUUCAGGAUCCAAUUGACAAACAACGUUAUUCGAAAGGGUUGACUUUUUAUUUUGAGAUCAAUGGCAUCAAAAUAUUUGCGAAAGGCAGUAAUUAUAUACCAGCUCACAUAUUGCCGGAACUGAGCAGUGAUGAGGCCACUUUGAGAAAUCUGCUUGGAGCUGCGAAAGACACUCACAUGAAUAUGUUGAGAGUUUGGGGUGGUGGAUUGUACGAAUCCGAACUGUUCUACAAGCUUUGCGAUGAAAUGGGUAUCAUGAUUUGGCAAGACAUGAUGUUUGCUUGUGCAAUGUAUCCAACAAAUGACGAGUUCAUAAAUUCGGUUUCAACUGAGAUAGUUCAACAAGUUCGUAGACUUCAAAGCCAUCCAAGUAUUGUUGUUUGGGCUGGAAACAAUGAGAAUGAGGCCGCUUUGACUGGAAAUUGGUACCACACUCUGAAAGGGAGAAAACGGUAUUCUCUGGAUUACGUUGAACUUUACGUGAGAACAAUUAAGCGGUUAGUGGAAGAAAAUGAUGGCACUCGAUCAUAUGUUGUUUCAAGCCCUUCAAAUGGAUUGGAAUCAGAGAGAGAAGGGUACUUGUCCAACAAUCCUUACAAUCCUUUGUAUGGAGAUGUACACGUCUACAACUACUUAGCUGAUAAUUGGGACAUAACCAAUGUCGGUCCUACAAGAUUCAGUUCAGAAUAUGGCAUCCAAUCAUUGCCCUCGUAUACAACUCUGAAGCAAGUCAUACCUGAACAUGAUUUGAUUCCAUUCUCAAAGCUCAUCAAUAGUAGACAACAUCACCGAGCUGGCUAUGUUCAGAUAGAAGAAGAAAUCAACAUGAAUUUGCCAAAUUUCAAUAGAUCUGAUAUUCAUCAGUGGAUCUACUUUAGCCAGAUCAAUCAAGCUAUGUCGAUGAAAACGUUAACUGAGAGAUAUCGACAAAUGCGUGACUCAGUGGACAGCAACGGCUAUGGCUUGACAAUGGGAGCGCUCUACUGGCAACUGAACGAUGUUUGGCAAGCACCCUCGUGGUCAUCUCUAGAAUUCGGUGGCAAAUGGAAAAUGCUGCACUACUUUGCCGAGAAAUUCUUCUCGCCGAUACUUGUAUCGCCGUGGAUUGAGUACGACGAUCGAGUGAAGGCCAUGGUGAUAUCUGAUCGACAUCAGCUGCCUCCUCUGCAAGUGCAACUGCUGGUUGUCGUCUACCGGUGGGACCAAUUCAGUCCAGUCAACACGUUUGUCACCAAAGCAACUAUUGUAUGUAUAAUUUCAAUACGUUCUAAAUUCGGUGGCAAAUGGAAAAUGCUGCACUACUUUGCCGAGAAAUUCUUCUCGCCGAUACUUGUAUCGCCGUGGAUUGAGUACGACGAUCGAGUGAAGGCCAUGGUGAUAUCUGAUCGACAUCAGCUGCCUCCUCUGCAAGUGCAACUGCUAGUUGUCGUCUACCGGUGGGACCAGUUUAAUCCAGUCAACACGUUUGUCACCAAAGCAACUAUUAAAUUAUUGUUCAAAUUCACUUUUCAGGUGAAAAACAUCAGACCACAUUCAGAUUCUUCAUCGCAAUUUGAGAUAACUAUAACUAGCGAUCAGAUAGCCCUUUUUGUGUGGCUCGACGCAGGAACUAUCAAAGGACGAUUUUCCGAUAAUGGCUUCCAAAUGACAUCAAGGGAGAAGAAAGUGACAUUCAUGUCUUGGCAGCCUUUAUCUGAAAACGAACUGGCCAAGGUUCUCACUAUUUCCACUGUGAAAGGCCACCAAUUAAUCACCGGUAACGAUGCUACGUCUUCGAAUGCAGGCACUGAUCUUCCAGCACAUCUGGUUGCGCCCUCCAAAGCUAGUAUUUUAAGUGGAAUUAGUGUAAUAGUAUUAUUCAUUCUGAAUAUCGUACUGUAAUUUCCUUCAUUUCAGUUUUCUGUGUUACCCUUCAUGGCUGUGCUCUACACUACUUAACUCUUUGAUGAUAUAAUUUACACGUGAAAAUUUACUUUUGAUGUAGUUUUGUUUUAUUAAUGUAGUUAUUGUUGUUGUUGGACUAACUUUUGUUACAGUUUAGUGAUAUACAUUAUUUAAUAGUCUUUUUUGUUGUUGCUUUAACUUUUGUUUGUUAGUUUAUAGUUUGGUGGUAUAGAAAAUUGAUUUAUCAAUAAAGUACAUUUUUGUUGUUUG
Molecule: messenger RNA, 3581 nt
Organism: Nilaparvata lugens (brown planthopper)
Lineage: Eukaryota; Metazoa; Arthropoda; Insecta; Hemiptera; Delphacidae
Product: beta-mannosidase
Exons: 16
Coding region: 402-3308 (968 amino acids)
Biological process (GO): glycoprotein catabolic process; carbohydrate metabolic process
Molecular function (GO): beta-mannosidase activity
Source: RefSeq, a predicted model, not a curated record